UCUACCCCUCUACCCCUCACCUCUCUUCACUUCGUAUUUUUUGUUUCUCUUAUUUUCCCUCCUCAAGUCAAUUCGCAAACCAUACAAUUCCCCCCUUUGAUUCCCAAGAAUCUUGCGAACGAGUCUAUACACUCACGCCUACACAAUGACCGUCGCCGACACUAGAAUCAAGCUCAACACUGGAGCAGAGAUCCCCGCAUUGGGACUCGGAACCUGGCAAUCGGCUCCUGGCGAGGUUGAGAAGGCUGUAAGCCACGCCAUCUCGGUGGGAUACAGACACAUCGACGCCGCUUUCUGCUAUCAGAAUGAAGAGGAGGUUGGUAAGGGAAUCAAGGAUGCUCUGGCCUCCGGAAAAGUGAAGCGAGAGGAUCUCUUCGUGACCACCAAGCUGUGGUGCACUUACCACUCCCGGGUGGAAGAAGCCCUGGAUCUGAGUCUGAAGAACCUGGGUUUGGACUACAUUGAUCUCUACUUGAUGCACUGGCCGUUGGCCAUGAACCCCAAGGGUAACCACCCUCUGUUCCCUAAGCUUGCAGAUGGCUCACGAGACAUCGACCACUCGCAUUCUCACGUCACCACAUGGAAAAAUAUGGAGAAACUGCUUGCAACAGGAAAGGUCAAGGCUAUUGGCGUCUCGAACUACAGCAAGAGAUAUCUGGAACAACUGCUUCCCGAGGCUGCUGUGGUCCCUGCAGUUAACCAGAUUGAGAACCACCCAUCUCUCCCACAACAAGAGAUUGUCGACUUUUGCAAGGAGAAGGGUAUUCACAUCACCGCCUACAGCCCUCUGGGAAGUACCGGUAGCCCGCUGUUCACAGCCGAGCCUAUUGUAGAGGUUGCAACGAGGAAGGGGGUCUCCCCAGCCACGGUUCUUCUCAGCUGGCACAUUGCCCGUGGAUCAUCUGUUCUUGCUAAGUCGGUUACUCCCUCUCGUAUCGAGGACAACCGCAAUCUGGUUCAGCUCGACGAAUCGGACCUUGCUACCAUUGCCAAUUACUCCGAUGAUCUUGCGGCCAGGAAAGCAUUCCAGCGCUUCGUCUAUCCCCCCUUCGGUGUUGACUUCGGAUUCCCCGACAAGUCCUAAAACCAUUGACAAUGCCUAAGUCUACCUAAUUAGAAUCUCCUAGAACAGAUGGCACUGGGGGUGGAAAGCAGAGCUGCCUAUCCUCCCGCCACACUUACACCAUAAUAAGUGGGGCAAUAAACAAUUAAGCGCACAACCGCUUUAUGUACAUGUGUUAUGUCCUUUCUAUAGUGGGUGUGGGUGACUCAAGUGAGUUUUGUAUAAAAAGCCUGGAGAGCCUGG
This is a messenger RNA of Aspergillus alliaceus, 1306 nucleotides long. Its product is annotated as putative glycerol dehydrogenase. NCBI's taxonomy places the organism in Eukaryota, Fungi, Ascomycota, Eurotiomycetes, Eurotiales, Aspergillaceae. Gene Ontology annotation, molecular function: aldose reductase (NADPH) activity. Gene Ontology annotation, cellular component: cytosol. The record is from RefSeq and is a predicted model, not a curated record. The coding region runs from base 146 to 1084 and encodes 312 amino acids. The transcript has 4 exons.